This is a messenger RNA of Cucumis melo (muskmelon), 3481 nucleotides long. Its product is annotated as aspartic proteinase-like. Bases 2238 to 2675 code for a protein of 145 amino acids. The transcript is spliced from 9 exons. Gene Ontology annotation, molecular function: aspartic-type endopeptidase activity. Lineage: Eukaryota; Viridiplantae; Streptophyta; Magnoliopsida; Cucurbitales; Cucurbitaceae. The record is from RefSeq and is a predicted model, not a curated record. Gene Ontology annotation, biological process: proteolysis.
GUAGUCUUUCCCUCCCAUACGUUCUUUCUUUUCUUUUUCCCAUUCUUCUUCCUGUCCUUCCUCCACCCAAGCUCGUCGGCCGCCAAUUUCACGCACAGAUGAUGUUACGCACAAGCUUCGGCUGACAAUCCACCACCAGACGUUCACGCACAGACGACAUUCGACCAUCACAGACGACGUUCACGUACAAGCUUUGGCCGCGCCACCACAGGGAUAUCAAUCAACUUGUCGGCGCCACCACAGACGACGUUCCCUCCCCUGAUGUCCAUAACAGACUUUCGCACAGUAGAUCCCCACGAAUGGCCGCCCCAACUUCGCUCCACCACGACAUCACAAAAGCAAGAAAGAUACCGAAGCGUGCUUUGCCUAUUAUUUGCUUCAGAGAAGUCAGCCCCCCAUUGUCGGAUGCUUCAAACACUUCCAUUAUAGAUUCAGGGGGGAAGAGUUAUGGCUGUUCUGAAAAUGCGGGUGCUGCAGGAACGUAUUACGAUGCUGUGCCUCGAAGCCUUAUUGUUAGCAAUGACAACUUAUCUAUUAAUGGGAAGUGUUGUAUUUUUUCCCUUUCUUAGAGAAGAAAGAGUAAUUUCAUCAUAAAAAGGAUUUAAAUAACCAGAAUUCCAAGGAAAUGAAUGUUUGCUGAUGUGUAAUUUCAUCUUAGCAUGCAAUGAGGGGUUAAGAUCUUCACAUAUAGUCUAAGGUUAGAAAUGAGGGGUUAAGAUCUAAAAGUUUUGAAAAUUCACCGGACCGCACAUAACAAUUUUAAAUCUAUAUGCAUCUUCACAUGCCUCUUCACUUUUUAGUUUUCAUUAUUUCUUUCACUAUAAUAUAUCAAUCUAAUACCAGGAAACACACACAAUUAACUUGGUGUUUUAAGCUAAUAGUAAGGCUAAUAACUGAAGUAACAACAUGAGUAACUGAAAUAAAAAAUAAUAACAGAACACACACUACAACAAAUUUUGCAGGAUUUUUGUAGUUUUUGUUUGGAGAUGGUGUCAUCCACCUCUACCUUUUGCAGGAUUUUCUAUUUCUGUACGCUGUUCUUUUAUGUACCUAGGCUAUUUUUGGGGCAGAUGGUUCUUGAAUGCAUUUCCAGUAGCACCUUUUGCUGAGGCUAAGGUAAGGGAUAUUGGUUCAUCUUUAUAUUUUUGGUAUACUGCAAAAAUGGCAUUAUAUAGAAUCAAAUUUAGAGGAGCUGAACAACAUUUAGAUUUUGUGACGGAAUUACAUAGAACAUAUUAUACACCUCUUUGUGGUUAGACCAUAUAAACUUUAAAAAUUCUAAAUUGAUUCCUUGUAAGUUUUUAACUGUUAUCGUAUAUUUUCAAAAUGAAGAUUUCGGGAAGAAAUACCACUAAAUGAAUUCUAACAUACAGAGAACUCAAUUCUUAUUAUGUGGAGGGCAGCAGCUCGAAAGUCUAGAUCUAGUAGGGUAGUUCUUGAAAUGCACUAUGAAACUCUACUGUAAAGCACAUUGUAUAAUAUUAGUGGUCUCGAACGCAAUUUGGUUUAGGUGACUUAUCAUUUUGGUAUUCCUUUGUCACUAGUUGGAUACUGGUAUUGUAUUUAUGUUCAUAUGGUUAGGUUGUUAUCAACCAAGUGUUCAAUUCAACUUGUUCACGAGGGAUGAUUUAAUAUUUUAUCAUAGCUGCAUGAACUAGCAUCAACUGGCCUGCUGCAGAGAACAAUAUAAACAGUUAUAUAACUAAAAUUGGUAAGAUCAAGUAAUCCAACACACCCCCUCAUCACGGUUCUUCCUAAGUUGCUGAAUGCUUUUGUGAGCUUUGCCUCUCUUCUCUGUAACAGAAGUUAGCUCAUCCUGCAAAGUUUUAAUUUCAUUGUCUAUUGCCUUCAAGGCAUCAUCGAGUUGCUUUAUCUUGGCUCUAACGGCUUGUUGUUCCUUCCUCACUCCAUCCAAAACACCACCUAUGAUCUACAUUACCAUGAUUUGUAAGACGUGAAUUUAUUGCAUUACAGCAGUUAAUUAGUAAAACAGAAUUGGAUUCAACUUCACGUUCCUAACCUUGGCUUGAUCUUGGAGGGCUUCUUUCUGUACCAUAGAAUCUUGAAGCUUUGCUCUCAUAGCAGCAUUAGCAAUAACUUUCUCCCUCGUCCCUUCAAGCUGUUUAAUUUCUCUUAAAUUUUGCUUUUCCUCAGAAAGCGGAAUGCUUUCAUGUUGUAUAUGGUAUUGCAGGCUCUGAAUCUAUAGGCAGCAACCCAAAUGGGAUUAAAAAAGGAAGAUGAGGAGAGCAAAAGAACCAGAUGCAGGAUCAGAGGGAAAGAAAUUAGUGGAUUUUAUCGAGGCAACUAGGGAACCCAGCCUCACGUUUGUACUUGCCCAAUUUGAUGGCAUAUUAGGACUUGGCUUUAAAGAGAUCUCGGUUGGAGAUGCAGUGCCUGUAUGGUACAACAUGGUUGAUCAAAACCUUGUGAAGGAACCUGUUUUCUCUUUUUGGUUUAAUCGAAAUGCAGAUGAGGAACAAGGUGGUGAAAUUGUCUUUGGUGGUGUGGAUCCUGAUCACUACAAGGGGGAACAUACAUAUGUUCCAGUUACUAAAAAGGGAUAUUGGCAGUUUGAUAUGGGUGAUGUCCUGAUCAAUGGCAGUACGACUGGAUUUUGUUCUGGUGGUUGCUCAGCGUUAAUUUUUGUUCUAGUAAAGACUGAACAAAUAUCUUGAUGUUGUCUUUCUAAAGCUUGAUUGCAACCAAGACAAUAAGCCAUUGGCAAAGAAACUUGGGAUAAAAGUGGUGCCAACUUUCAAAAUUCUAAAGGACAAGAAGGUUGUUAAAGAAGUAACUGGAGCAAAGUUCGAUGAUUUGGUUCAUGCCAUUGAUACUGUAAGAUCCAACUGAAAACUCUCCUCUCUUCUCUUCUUUGUAAAUUUAAAUAAUAUGAUGCAAGGAAGAGUGUUCAGGGCAGUUAGUUAUUUUACUCUAUUAGUUUAAUGAUUUUGUGUACUGUUAAGUGUUAAGGAAGAAGCAAUUCGACCAUGGGAAAUGAUUCUGUAUAUAAAAAUGUUUGGGAGAUAGACAUUUGAAUGUGUACAAUGACAGUUUCUACAUAUUCCAAAAAUUAUUUUGAUAUAUACAUUUCUUUAUGAGUGGGUUUGAAUGUUUUUGUAAUUGGGUUUGGGUAUGUUUAUGGUUUUCUUCUAGUGAUAGAACUGCUUUCUACUAUGCUUGACAUGUUUGUUUGUAAUAAUGGAGAUGAUAGAAAUCAGAAGUUAUCAGAUUAAAUGGUUUAUUUCGAUAUUGCUUGUAGAAUGAUUGAAGUCAUCAGAUUGAAAGCUAAGCGAUUGUGUAGAUAGCUAGGAGAUCGUUGAAGGUUGAAGACUGAGAAGGCGUUUAGAAUUUCUUAUUUAAGUCUUGUAUUAGGAUCUUGUUUCAUGUACUAUUGUAAAACACAAUAUUAAGUUUUUCGUUUUGUGUAUACAAAUUUAAAAGAUAAAUAUUAUAGUUUCUAAAAUAAUAUUGAUUUUAUUAA